AACAAAAUUUGGAGAAGGCGCAGAAAGAACUUGCAGAACAGAAGUUGGAUCUUGAAGAGUAUAAAGGAAAGUUAGAGCUCACGGAAAAGAGCAAUACAGAAAUUUGUACCAAUCUUGAGGAAGUGAAAAUAGAAGUACAUCGAUUACAGGAAUCUGUCAAACGAUUGGAAAAGGAAAAUAGUGAAUUCCGUAGACAAAGAGAUAUAGCCACAGAUGAGGCAAGUGCGUUGCAGCUGCAAGUAGAAAGGCGGGAUACUGAGAUCGAAAGAAUGCGUACUGAAUUAUCAUCUUUAAGCAAUCAGCUUCAAACUGCCAUUGCAGCUAAAUGUCAAACUCUGGCUGAGACAGAGGAAAUCCGUAGUCGAGAAAUGACCUUGAACUUCAA
Messenger RNA from Mycetomoellerius zeteki, 385 nucleotides. Its product is annotated as nucleoprotein TPR. The annotation marks the transcript as partial. The record is from RefSeq and is a predicted model, not a curated record. Lineage: Eukaryota; Metazoa; Arthropoda; Insecta; Hymenoptera; Formicidae. The transcript is spliced from 2 exons.